AUGGGCUUCAGUAUCUGUGUGUGUUCACACCCUGGGCUGAGGGUGUUAACGGGGUUCCUAGUGGAGGACGCACCACACAGAGGUGAGUGACACAGUGGCUUCCUGUCACUGUUAAAAGCCUACAGCCUCACAGGAGGAAACCAAACCCACCAGUGUACUUCUGAAGAAAAGGUUCACAACAGUAACCAUACUUUUAAGAGUGUCUAUUGAAGGAGAGGAGAUCAGGCUGCUAAGAUGGAUGUUUUGCAGGCCUGGAAGGUGUAAACUGGACCAUAUGGACUCUGGAAUAUCAAGUAAGGUUGUUUUUUUCACUCUAUUGGAAACCAAUGCUCACUAAGGUACUUUAGGUUAAUGGAAACUGAUGAAGAAAUGAUAAAUGUUCUUCAUAGCUUUAAGUGCCAGCAAAACAUCUUCACUUGCAGCUACUACAUGAAGAAGUUCUAUGUGUAGUAGAUUCAUGCCCUCAGUUGUUUUCAUUUGAACAGUGCAACAUGCAAUAAUCAAUAGUUUGGUGCAUUAACAAACCAAUCAAUCAAUCAAUAUUGUUUAUUGCUUUUCUACCAUGUCCCUCUUGUCUUCACCUGUAGGUUCUCUCUCCAGCAUGUCGACGACCCCGUCCAUCCCCGGUACCCCUGGUCGACCCCCCCUCCAGGCUCCUCUCGGCCCUGCUCUGGUCCAGUUCCAGCUAGGCCUCUUCAGGGAGGUGGUGCGGGUGUCUCAGGGGCAGCUCAGCUACUGUCAUACCAAGAGACUGGCAGAAGAGACCAUCAAACGCAAGGUCAACCCAUAAACCUACAUACAGUCACCUCCCAAAUUAUUGGCACCUUUGAUAAAGAUGAGCACAAAAGACUAUAAAAUAAAUAAUACAAAUUCUGAGCUAUAUUGUAUGCUCAAAAUAAAUGAGAACAUUUUAUUAUUUUAAACGAAUACAAUUGCUCAGAAAAAUUGAUUUUGUUUAACAAGUAACCAUUUUUUUUCUCAAAACGAAAGGUGUAAAGGUUAUUGCUACUGCUAAAGAUUCUUAGAGAUAAAAUCAAGCAAAAUUAAAUCUGCAUUAAUGUUCUACCUUUUUUAAGGAACUGUAUUGUGGCCUUCCAUGGUUUCCUGUGCCACUGGGGUAUAAAAAUGAGGUAACACACGUAAAAUCAAUUUGUCAUCUAUCACCAUGGGGAAAGCAGUGGUGUAAAGUACUUAAGUAAAAAUACUUUAAAGUACUACUUAAGUCAUUUUUUGGAGUAUCUGUACUUUACUUUACUAUUAAUAUGUUUGACUACUUUUAUUUCACUACAUUCCUAAAGAAAAUAAUGUACUUUUUACUCCAUACAUUUUCCCUGACACCCAAAAGUACUUGUUACAUUUUGAAUGCUUAGCAGGACAGAAAAUGGUCCAAUUCACACUUAUCAAGAGAACAUCCCUUGUUAUCCCUAAUGCCUCUGAUCUGGCGGACUCACUAAACACAAAUGCUUUGUUGGAGUGUGCCCCUGGCUAUCCGUAAAUGCAUUUUGUAUUUAUUUUACUGUGCCGUCUGGUCUGCUUAAUAUAAGGAAUUUUUCAUUAUUCCUACUUUUACUUUUACUUUUACUUUUAAUCAAUUACAUUAACUUUUGAUACUUAAGUAUAUUUAAAACCAAAUACUUUUAGACUUUUACUCAAGUAGUAUUUUACUGGGUGAUUUUCACUUUUACUUGAGUCAUUUUCUAUUAAGGGAUCUAUUAAAAGUAUGACUUGUUAAACAAAAUCUCUUUCUCUGACCAAUUGUAUUAGUAUAAAAUAAUAUAAUUUUCUACUUUUUUGGAGCAUAAAAUAUAGCUCAGUAUAUAUAUUAUUUAUUUUAUGCAAUAUUUUUUACUCAUCUUUAACAAGGGUGCCAAUAAUUUUGGAGGUGACGGUAUAUACACCUGAGUGUACAAAACAUUAGGAACACCUUCCUAAUAUUGAGUUGCACCCCCUUUUGCCCUCAGAACAGCCUCAAUUUGUAAGGGCAUGGACUCUACAAGGUGUUGAAAGCGUUCCACAGGGAUGCUGGCCCAUGUUGACCUCCAUGCUUCCCACAGUUGUGUCAAGUUGUCUGGAUGUCCUUUGGGUGGUGGACCAUUCUUGAUACACACAGGAAACUGUUGAGCUUGAAAAACCCAGCAGCAUUACAGUUCUUGACACAAACCGGUGCGCCUGGCAUCCACUACCAUACCCCGUUUAAAGGCACUUAAAUAUUUUGUGUUGCUCAUUCACCCUCCGAAUGGCACAAAUACACAAUCCAUGUCUCAAUUGCCUCAAGGCAUAAAAAUGAUUGUUAUUUAACCUGUCUCCUCCCCUUCAUCUACAGGGAUUUAAGUGGAUUUAACAAUUGACAUCAAUAAGGGAUCAUAGCUUUCACCUAGAUUAAACUGGUAAAUCUAUGUCAUGGAAAGAGCAGGUGUUCCUAAUGUUUUGUGUGUGUUUUAUGUUAGCCAACUACUCUGACUAUCAUUGUGAUACCAUACAGGGGCUAAAAUCGUUCUCUUUUGUGCUCUCUAUCUCUCUCUUUCUGUCUCUUUCUCUCUGUUUCUCUCUCUCCCCUCUCUGUCUCUGUUAAUUCAAUUCAGUAUACUUUAUUGACAUGGAAAGUAAACACUUACAUUGUCAAAGUAAAUAUAUAGCGACGAUGGUCGAAGACCAUCAUAUACUUGACUGUUUGUAAUUAAGCAAUAAUAACAAUAAUCAUACUCAUAUCAACAGCAAUGCAAACACAUAACAAUAAGGAAUAGGCAAAUAUGAAUAAUCACACUCUACUUCUCACUGGCUGUCCUUCAGGUGGUGGGAGGAGGCCACACAUUUGGCUGCUAAAACACAGCAUUUUGUCACAGUUUGACAGAAAAUACAACUCUGUCUCUAUCUCUUCCUGGGGGCAGAAUGAGCACAGCCUGUCCUCUCUGAGCAGCCAGGUUUACCUGUGACGACCGGUCUAUGGCCAGGCUGUGCUCACUGAGUCCAUACAUACAUUUAGUUUGUGUUUUCCUCAGUUUUCUAUCCGUCACAGUGGUCAAAUAGCAUUGAAGUUUACUUAGAUUUUUUGUGGUUUCUUUCCAAUAGGUGAUAUAUUUUUUAUUUUUGCUUGAUGAUAAUGUUGUUGGGCCAGAUUGUGUGAGUGCCUGAGGCUUUGUUGGGUUAGUGGUUAGUGAACCAAGCCUCAGAACCAGCUGGCUGAGGGGACUAUUAUAACAUUUGGUGUCUCUUUUUAGGAUAUUAAUCAGAAAAGGGAAUUGGCCUAAUUCUGCUCUGCAUGCGUUUUUUUGAGUUUUUCUCUGUACUCUGAGGAUGCUCUUACAGAAUUCCACAUACAGGGUUUCAGUUGGGUGUUUGUCCCAUUUGUCAAAAUCUUAUUUUGUAAACGGAUCCCACACUUCACUGCCAUAAAGUGCAAUUGGUUCUAUUAUAGAUUUAUAGAUUUAUUAUUGUUUCCAUUGAACAUGCCACACAAAUAAAGGCAGUUUCAUUAAUUAUAUGAAGAGUGCCUUGGUUCUCCUUUCUUUUGGAUGGUUCUAUUAUUGAGUUGAAUAUUUUGAGCCAGAUCCUAAUUGGUUUAAUUUAAUAGAUAUUUGAAUGGCAUAGAAAGCCCUCCUUGCUUUGUCUUUCAGUUCAUUCACGGCCAGGUUGAAGUUCCCUGUGGAGCUGAUUUUUAGUCCCAAAUAUGUGUAGAUGUGUGUAUGUUCUAUAUGAGUGGAGCCCAGUAAAAAUAUCGGUUUCCCUGACAUCUGGAUCUUUUCUGGAAUAUCAUCAUUUUUGUCUUUUUGAGAUUGACUGUCAGGGCCCAGGUCUGACAGAACUGUUGCAGAUGAUCUAAUUGUUCCUGUAAACCCUCUUCUGUGGGGGACAGUAGCACCAGGUCAUCUGCAUACAAGAGGCAUUUUAUUUCUGUGUUGUUAAGAGUGAGACCGGGGGCUGUUGUUCUAGUGUUUACGCCAAUUCAUUCAUGUAUAUAUGAAUAAAUAGACUUAAGUUCUAGUUGUUCCCCUGUUUCACUCCGCACCCUUAGGAAAAUACAUUUGUAUGUUUAUUUCCAAUUUUAACUGCGCAUUUGUUAUUGAUUUGAUGACAUCUGAUGUUUUUCCACACACACCACUUUCAAUUAAUUUGAAAAAAAUGUCUUCAUGCCAAAUUGGAUUUCCACAAAGCAGGAGAAAGUGUUUGUUUUGUUUUGAUUCACAUGUUUAUCAAUUAGAGUGUUUAGGGUAUAAAUACAAUCUGAUGUUCGAAACAUUUGGUAGGAAUGCUUGCUCAGGACAUUGUGUUCAUUGAGAAAGUGAAAGAAUCUGCUUUUCAUGAAGGUGCAGAAUAUUUUCGCCAGGUUGCUGUUGACACAAAUGUCAUGGUAAUUGUUUGGAUGAAAUUAGUCAUUUAAAAAAAAUCUAUUGGUGUUCCAGAUGUCAGGGAAAUAGCCUACACUCAAAACUUUGUUAAAUAGUUUGAGUAUGGCAGUGCUACAUUUGUGGUCUGUGUAUUAUAUCAUUUUGUUCAAUAUUCCGUCAGUACCACAAGUUUUUCUGACUUUCAGGGCCUGUAUUUUUUCCAAUAGUUAUUUUUGUGUGACUGGGGAAUCCAAUGGGUUCUGGUUGUCUUUAAUGGCUGAUUCAAGAAUUUGCAGUUUAUCAUAGAUUUAUUUUUGUUCUGAAUUCAUUUCAAUAUGUCUAUAUAGUUCUUUAAAGUGAGUGUUCCAUAGGUCAUUUUGGAUUGGCAAUUUUUCUCAGUGUGGUUUUAUUUGUAGAGUUCCAAUUUUCCGAGAAGUUGUUUGAAUCAAAUGAUUCCUCAAUUUUAUUAAGUUGGUGUCUAAUGUGUGGUUCUUUGUUCUGAGAGUCAGUUUGUAUUCUUUUAGGGUUGUCCAAUACUGAAGGCGCAGAUCCUGGUGGUCUGGUUCCCUAUAUUUUUGGUUGGAUAGAUUUUUACCUUUUUUUCUUAUGGAUUUGCAAUCAUAAUCAAUCAAUUUUUCAUAAUUGUCUUUUUUGAAUAGUUUUUUGGUGUCUUUUUAAAAUUGGAUAAGGAUGUGUCCCAAAAAUGUGCUUAUGUUUUGUACAACCAAAUGUACACCUUCCUUACUGUGAUGAUAUGUGUGGACCAGGUUUCUGCUAGUUUUCCAUGCUAUUCUUAGUCCAUCUAUAGGACUCAUUGGUCUUGUGUAAUUUACUGGGCUCUUCUCCCUUCUGGUUUGUUUCUGCCCUUUUUAGAUAUGCUGUAAUUUUGCUAUGGUCUGACAGUGGUGUUAGUGGGCUGACUGUGAAUGCUCUGUAAGCCACUGGAUCUAAGUCUACAGUACUACUGCCAAGAGGUGAGCUGUAUGUAUGUGUACCUCCCAAAAGAGUCCCCUCGUAGCCUUCCAUUGACUAUGUACAGACCCAGCGUUCCACAGAGCUGCAGUAGUUGGUUCCCAUUUCUGUUGUUUUUAUCAAAGUUCUUCAUGGGGGGAUAUGAGGGCAGAGGAUGUUUGUAGGUAUGUGUUUGUCCCCAUGUGUGCUAAUAGUAUCUGGUUCUUCUCCAGUUCUAGUAUUAAGAUCCCCACAGAUCAGAACAUUUCCUUGGGCCUGGAAAUGAUUGAUCUCCUCUUCUAGAUUGCUUUAUGCCUCUCUCCCAUGUCAAUAUGCCUUGCUUAUUGCUGUUUCGGUUAUUUCUUAUUGUACUAUUUCAAUGUAGAUCCCCCAGCCAAGCUCAACCUGCCUUAGAUAGCUCCUUUGUCCCACCCCCCAUACACGCGGAGACCGACUCAAUCGGUGCCUCCAGCUAUGCUAUCUCUUUCAUCGUUACCCAACGCUUAGGUUUACCUCCACUGUACUCAUAUCCUUCCAUAUUCUUGUCUGUACAUAAUGCGCUGAAUCUAUUCUACAACGCCUGGAAAUCUGCCCCUUUUUUUCUCUGUACCCAACGCACUAGAAGACCAGUACUUAAAGCCUUUAGCCGUAUCCUUAUUCUACUCCUCCUCUGUUCCACUGGUGAUGCAGAGGUUAACCCAGGCCCUGUAGCCCCCAGUAUCACUCCUACUCCCCAGGCGUUAUCAUUUGCUGAUGUCUGUAACCGUAAAAGCCUUGGUUUCUUGCACGUUAACAUCCGAAGCCUAAUCCCUAAGUUUGAGUUAUUCACUGCGUUAGCACACUCCGCCAACCCUGAUGUUCUAGCAGUGUCUGAAUCCUGGCUUAGGAAAAAAUUCAGAAAUGUCCAUCCCCAACUACAACAUUUUCCGUCUCGAUAGAACUGCCAAAGGGGGUGGGGUUGCAAUCUACUGUAGAGAUAGCUUGCAGAGCUCUAUCGUGCUAUCCAGGUCUGUGCCCAAACAGUUUGAGCUUCUACUUCUAAAAAUCCACCUUUCCAGAAAUAAGUCUCUCACUGUUGCCGCUUGCUACAGACCCCCCUCAGCCCCGAGCUGUGCCCUGGACACCAUAUGUGAACUGAUUGCCCCCCAUCUAUCCUCAUGCCCCCCAUCUAUCCUCAGAGUUCGUACUGCUUGGUGACCUAAACUGGGAUAUUCUUAACACCCCGGCCAACCUACAAUCUAAACUAGAUGCCCUCAAUCUCACACAAAUUAUCAACGAACCUACCAGGUACAACCCUAAAUCUGUAAACAUGGGCACCCUCAUAGAUAUCAUCCUGACAAAUGUACCCUCUAAAUACACCUCCGCUGUCUUCAACCAGGAUCUCAGAGAUCACUGCCUUAUUGCCUGCGUCCGUAAUGGGUCCGCGGUCAAAAGACCACCCCUCAUCACUGUCAAACGCUCCCUAAAACACUUUAGUGAGCAGGCUUUUUUAAUUGACCUGGCCCGGGUAUCCUGGAUGGAUAUUGACCUCAUUCCGUCAGUAGAGGAUGCCUGGUUGUUCUUUAAAAGUGCUUUCCUCUCAAUCUUAAAUAAGCAUGCCCCAUUCAAAAAAUUCAGAACUAAGAACAGAUAUAGCCCCUGGUUCUCCUCAGACUUGACUGCCCUUGACCAGCACAAAAACAUCCUGUGGCGUAUUGCAUUAGCAUCGAACAGCCCCCGCGAUAUGCAACUUUUCAGGGAAGUCAGGAACCAAUAUACACAAUCAGUUAGGAAAGCAAAGGCUAGCUUUUUCAAACUGAAAUUUGCAUCCUGUAGCACUAACUCCAAAACGUUUUGGGACACUGUAAAGUCCAUGAAAAAUAAGAGCACCUCCUCCCAACUGCCCACUGCACUGAGGCUAGAAAACACUGUCACCACCGAUAAAUCUACAAUAAUCGAGAAUUUCAACAAGCAUUUUGCUAUGGCUGGCCAUGCUUUCCACCUGGCUACCACUACCCCGGCCACCAGCUCUGCACCCUCCGCUGCAACUUGCCCAUGAUGCCCCCCCCCCCAGCUGAUGUUCUGAAAGAGCUGAAAAAUCUGGACCCCUACAAAUCAGCUGGGCUAGACAAUCUGGACCCUUUCUUUCUAACUUCUAAUUGUCUCAACCCCUAUUACUAGCCUGUUCAACCUCUCUUUCGUAACGUCUGAGAUCCCCAGAGAUUGAAAAGCUGCCGCGGUCAUCCCCCUUCAACUGUUACAGACCUAUAUCCAUCCUGCCCUGCCUUUCGAAAGUAUUUGAAAGCCAAGUUAACAAACAGAUCACCGACCAUAUUGAAUCCCACCGUACCUUCUCCGCUAUGCAAUCCGGUUUCCGAGCUGGUCAUGGGUGCACCUCAGCCACAUUCAAGGUCCUAAACGAUAUUAUAACCGCGAUCGAUAAAAGACAGUACUGCGCAGCCGCCUUCAUCGACCUGGCCAAGGCUUUCGACUCUGUCAACCACCGCAUUCUUAUUGGCAGACUAAAUAGCCUUGGUUUCUCUAAUGACUGCCUCGCCUGGUUCACCAACUACUUCUCAGAUAGAGUUCAAUGUGUCAAAUCGGAGGGCCUGUUGUCUGGACCUCUGGCUGUCUCUAUGGGGGUGUCACAGGGUUCAAUUCUCGGGCCGACUCUAUUCUCUGUGUAUAUCAAUGAUGUCGCUCUUGCUGCUGGUGACGCUCGGAUCCACCUCUAUGCGGACGACACCAUUUUGUAUACAUCUGGCCCUUCAUUGGACACUGUGUUAACAAACCUCCAAACGAACUUCAACGCCAUACAACACUCCUUCCGUAGCCUCCAACUGCUCUUAAACACUAGUAAAACUAAAUGCAUGCUCUUCAACCGAACGCUGCUUGCACCCGCCCACCCGACUAGAAUCACUACUCUCGGCGGGUCUGACCUAGAGUAUGUGGACAACUACAAAUACCUAGGUGUCUGGUUAGACUGUAAACUCUCCUUCCAGACUCACAUUAAGCAUCUCCAAUCAAAAGUUAGAUCUAAAAUCGGCUUCCUAUUUCGCAACAAAGCCUCCUUCACUCAUGCUGCCAAACAUGCCCUCGUAAAACUGACUAUCCUACCGAUCCUUGACUUCGGCGAUGUCAUUUACAAAAUAGCCUCCAACACUCAACUCAGCAAAUUGGAUGUAGUCUAUCACAGUGCCAUCCAUUUUGUCACCAAAGCCCCAUAUACUACCCACCAUUGUGACCUGUACGCUCUUGUUGGCUGGCCCUCACUACAUAUUCGUUGCCAAACCCACUGGCUCCAGGUCAUCUAUAAAUCACUGCUAGGCAAAUCCCCGUCUUAUCUUAGCUCACUGGUCACCAUAGCAACACCCACCCGUAGGCUACGCUCCAGCAGGUAUAUCUCACUUGUCAUCCCCAAAGCCAACACCUCCUUUGGCCGCCAUUCCUUCCAGUUCUCUGCUGCCAAUGACUGGAACUGCAAAAAUCUCUGAAGCUGGAAAUUCUUAUCUCCCUCACUAACUUUAAGCGUCAGUUGUCAGUGCAGCUUACGAUCACUGCACCUGUACACAGUCAUUCUGAAAUUAGCCCACCCAACUACCUCAUCCCCAUAUUGUUAUUUAUUUUUGCUAAUUUACACCCCAGUAUCUCUAUUUGCACAUCAUCUUUUGCACAUCUAUCAUUCCAGUGUUAAUUACGAAAUUGUAACUAUUUUUGCACUAUGUCCUAUUUAUUUAUUGCCUUACCUCCAUAACUUACUACAUUCGCACACACUGUAUAUAUAUUUUCUGUUGUAUUUUUGACUUUAUGUUUUGUUUACCCCAUAUGUAACUCUAUGUUGUUGUUUUUAUCGCACUGCUUUGCUUUAUCUUGGCCAGGUCGCAGUUGUAAAUGAGAACUUGUUCUCAACUGGCGUACCUGGUUAAAUAAAGGUGAAAUAAAAAUGUAUAAAAAAGAGAAGCUCUCUUCCUUGUAGUGAGGGGAUUCUGAUGGAGUAUAUAUGUAGCUCACACAAAUACAUUUUGGUCAGUGGAGAUGAGAAACAUUUCUCUCUCUCUCCCCCUGUCUCCCCCCCUCCUCUCUCUCUCUCUCUUCCUAUCUCCCCCCCUUCUCUGUCUCUCUCUCUCCCUUCUCUCUCUCUCUCUCUCCUCCAUCUCUCUUUCUCCCCUCUCUCACUCUCCCCUCUCUCACUCUGUAUCUUGUCUCUCUCCGUCUCUCUCUCCCUUCUCUCUAACUCUCCCCCCUUUCUCUCUCUCUCUCCCCCCUCUCUCUCUCUCUCUCUCUCUCCCCCCCCCCCCCCCCCCCCCCCCUCUCUCUCUCUCUCUCUGUCUCUACCACACCUUAGUGAGAGAUGGCCAUGUUACUUCAUCAGCCAGAGGGGCUGCCGUGUGGUUGCUGUGGGUAGCUAACUUUCCAACCACAGCCUUCCACACACACACACAGACACAUACAUCCGUGCCUGUCUCGCUCAAAUCAGCCCACUUUCCUUUGAUCUUCUGACUGUUUCCAGGCAGCAGGUCAACUGGCCUGUGUAGUCUUUGUGUGAGAACUUGUAUGUCUAUAGGAACAAACACACAAACCAACCCACACUCACACUUGUUUCCAUCUGAUUUGAAUAUCUAAUGACAACGACAGCCCUCACAUUGUUCCAUGACCAGUCUCUCGCUCUAUAAUGGCCUGCCCCUCACUCAACGCCAACUGUCUGUCUGCUUUUGAAGAAACUUUCGAUGAUGCUAAUCAGGACGAAAGACCUCCUCUAUAAUCUCACAGUCUCUCCUGCUCUGCCUUGAUUGAUCGAUCAACCGAUUUAUAGAUUUAUUGACUAACUGAUUGAUCUUGUCCCUACCUGUGUACUGCAGGCUCCAGACUGUAGUGUGGUGGGUGUUGGGGAGAAGGUCCUCCUGUUCAGACACCAGACAGGCUCAGAACACCUCCUCCACAGACUCACGGACCAGGAUGCACUGCUGGACGGUGACCUCAUAGAGAUCAUCCUCUCAGGUCAGACCGGGGUCGCGUCCCAAAUGGCACCCUAUUCCCUUUGUAGUGCACUACUUUUGACCGGGGCCCACAUAUGGUUCAUUGAAUGUACUGAAAUGUACUACUUUAAGUGUCCAGAUAAAGUGAUAGAAUAUCUGCUCUUUCUGAUCUGACUUAGGAUCAGCUACUCUGACGGAGAUAAAGAUCCGCCCACACUCCCUGGCUGUCCAAUCAUAUCGCACCCCUACCUUCUGUCAUCACUGUGGGGAGAUGCUGUGGGGGCUGGUACGUCAAGGGUUAAAAUGUGAAGGUAAGGAAGUAGAUACAGUAAUACUUUAUCCUUUACAGUACCAGUCAAAAGUUAGGACACACCUACUCAUUCCAGGGUUUUUCUUUAUUUCUGACUAUACAGAAGAUAGCCCUAUUUGGUAAAAGACCAAGUCCAUAUUAUGGAAAGAACAGCUCAAAUAAGCAAAGAGAAAUGACAGUCCAUCAUUAUUUUAAGACAUGAAGUUCAGUCAAUACGGAACAUUUCAAGAACUUUGAACGUUUCUUCAAGUGCAGUCGCAAAAACCAUCAAGCGCUAUGAUGAAACUGGCUCUCAUGAGGACCGCGACAGGAAUGGAAGACCCAGAGUUAACUCUGCUGCAGAGGAUAAGUUCAUUAGAGUUACCAGUCUCAGAAAUUGCAGCCCAAAUAAAUGCUUCACAGAGUUCAAGUAACAGACACAUCUCAACAUCAACUGUUCAGAGGGGACUGUGUGAAUCAGGCUUUCAUGGUCGAAUUGCUGCAAAGAAACCACUACCAAAGGACACCAAUAAGAAGAAGAGACCUGCUUGGGCCAAGAAACACGAGCGAUGGACAUUAGACCGGUGGAAACUUGUCCUUUGGUCUGGAGUCCAAAUUGGAGAUUUUUGGUUCCAACCACCGUGUCUUUGUGAGACGCGGUGUGGUUGAACGGAUGAUCUCUGCAUGUGUAUUUCCCACCUUAAAGCAUGGAGGAGGAGGUGUUAUGGUGUGGGGGUGCUUUGCUGGUGACACUCUCUGUGAUUUAUAUAAAAUUCAAGGCACACUUAACCAGCAUGGCUACCACAGCAUUCUGCAGCGAUACAUCAUCCCAUCUGGUUUGGGCUUAUCAUUUGUUUUUCAACAUGACAAUGAUCCAACACACCUCCAGGCUGUGUAAGGGCUAUUUUACCAAGAAGGAGAGUGAUGGAGUGCUGCAUCAGAUGACUUGGCCUCCACAAUCCCCCGACCUCAACCCAAUUGAGAUGGUUUGGGAUGAGUCGGACCGCAGAGUGAAGGAAAAGCAGCCAACAAGUGCUCAGCAUAUGUGGGAACUCCUUCAAGACUGUUGGAAAAGCAUUCCAGGUGAAGCUGGUUGAGAGAAUGCAAAGAGUGUGCAAAGCUGUCAUCAAGGCAAAGGGUGGCUAUUUGAAGAUUCUAAAACAUAAAAUAUACUUUGAUUUGUUUAACACUUUUUUUGUUUACUACAUGAUUCCAUAUGUGUUAUUUCAUAGUUUUUAUGUCUUCACUAUUAUUCUACAAUGUAAAAAUAAGGAAAAACCCUUGAAUGAGUAGGUGUCAAAACCUUUGACUGGUAGUGUAUAUCAUGUCAUUAAUCACUGUAAGAAACGUCACUAUUUAUUUCAUGUUGAAUUGUGUUGAAUUCUUCGUCGUAAUACAAUUUUACCUAAAUCGAUUUUCCAAUUCUCCGAUUUUGUCUUAAUUAUGUCUCACAUCUCCCCCCCCCCCCUCUUCUCUGUAGGUUGCGGGUUAGAUUUUCAUAAGCGGUGUGCGCUGAAGUUGCCUAGUGACUGUAGCCGUGCACGGCGUCGUGUGUGUGGCACCAGCCUGUCCUUAUUCCCCCCUGGCAGGCCCCGGACACACUCCCUCUCCACACCUGCAGGGGGCAGUAUGGAGGAGGUCAGCACCACUCAUUAUGGUUUGAAUCCUAACUGCCAAAUGUUCACUUAGUCAUGCAUUGAUGUCAAUGGGAGUUAAUGGAAGUAAAGAUUUGCCCAUUUAUUCUGAAUGCAGUGCAGCUGUUCCACUAUUUUAAAGUGACAUUUAUGUGUGUGAUUCUAAAAUCUGACAUGAACUCUUUCUGUUAUUCUCUCUCUCCCUCCCUCCCUCUCUCUCUCUCUCUCUCUCUCUCUCUCUCUCUCUCUCUCUCUCUCUCUCUCUCUCUCUCUCUCUCUCUCUCUCUCCCUCUCGCCCCCUCUCUCCAUUUCCCCCUCUCUCCCUCUCCCUCUUACCCCUCUCUCCCUCUCCCUCUUACCCCUCUCUCCCUCUUCCCCUCCCCCUCUAGAUCAGUAUGUCCAAGCCCAGGUCCAGACCUCCGUCGUGGGCAGAUCACCCGGUGUGGCUGGGAGUGAGCCAGGGAAAGGGUGACGUGACGGGCAGGGCCAGGGUGCCACACACCUUCCACAUCCACAGCUACACCAAGCCCACCGUGUGCCAACACUGCUACCACCUCCUCAAGGGUCUGUUCCGCCAGGGCCUGCAGUGCUCCGGUGAGAGGGGCCAGAGGUCAGGGGUCGAUGGUCAUACUUCAGAUGGGGAGGGUGGUCAUGGGGGUACUAAAUACAUGUAUGAUGCUUUUUCUAAUCAUACGUUUCUGAAGCAGGUAUGUCAAUCACUUGGUCAGAUUAUACAUCUUGUGUUACAGCUGUGUCAGUAGUCUAUGUUCUGAUGUUGACCUCUCUCUCUCUCUCUCUCUCUCCCUCCCUCCCUCCCUCCAGACUGUAAGCUGAACUGCCAUCGUCGCUGUGAGUCCUCCCUUGUCCCCGCCGACUGUCCUGGAGAGAGGAGGAACACCAAUGGGGAAGGAGGUGAGAUACAAUGACAAACCCAUGAACAUAAUGGCCGUAAAUGUCAAAGCUAUUGCUAAUGCUUUCAAGAUUAAAGAAAAAACUGCAAAUGUAACUGACUGUGUACUAUAUUUACUUGUUCAAUGACAGUUUAGUAUUGUGGUUUAGUAUUGUAGUUUAGUAUUGAUGUAGUAAAGGAUGUCACACAGACUCAGUGUCCAGCCUGGGCUAUAAGGAUGACACAGAGGAGGAUAUGAGCUGCAGUAUGACAUCACUAGAAGACCAUGAUGACGAGCCAUCUACUGAGGACCCAUUCGCUGAAAUCAAGGAGGUGGGACACCAGCCACCAAUCACGUAAGAGGGAUAAAAAAUGCUGGGCUAUGAUACGAUGUAAAGUUCAGUUUCCAUUUUGAGUUUUGAUGAUUAUUUACUUAUGAUAAGAGUAUGUAGUACAUGAGUGUCUGUCAUUGAAGUUGUAACUGAAGUUGUAAUAGUUCUCUCCCUCUUUCAUCCCUCCCUUCCUUCCUCUCUCUUAUUUCUUCCCUCUCUCCCUCCAUCCCUCCCUCUCUCCCAGUCCGUGUUUCAGUAGUUAUAUUCCCCUGAUGCGGUUGGUCCAGUCAGUUCGUCACACUAAGAGACGGGCCAGUGGAAUCCUGAGAGAGGGCUGGCUACUGCAUCACACCAACACCGACACACUGGUGAGAACACACACACACACACACAGACAGCUGACAAAAAAUUUGCCCGCGCUGAAGACAUCUAUAUCGGUCCAUUAAUACAGGACCAGUAAAGGCCCAGUGCACUACUUUUGUGAAAAAAUGUAAACUACAUGUAUUUGAGUGUUUACCAGCAUCUGUAACUUGAGUCUGAUAAUUAUCUUUACAAAACACUUAAUCUGAUAAUACUUUUGGAAUAUAAAAAUAUUUGCUUGUUUUCCAGUUUCUUGAAUUACUUUGCAAAUCCAACUUAUUUCUGUUAAAACUGAAAUGGUCUAUUCAUUCCUUUUACUACACACUCUUAUCCAGAGUAACUUACAGUAGUGAGUGAAUACAUUUUCAUACUGGUCCCCUGUGGGAUUUGAACCCUCAACCCUAGUGUUGCAAGCACCAUGCUCUACCAACUGAGCCAUGUCAUCACACAUCAUCACAAACCACUUGAUGUCUCAAUGUACUCAAUUACUGUAUUGUGCAUUGUUUUUCUUCAUGGUGAUGGAAAGUCUACAGGUACAAACCUAGAUGACCAGCCUAUGUACAAUACAGUAAUGUACAUUUACAUUAAGUGGUUUGUAAGGAUAGUAAGUUAAUACUGCACAAAAAGUGGUUGUUUUCCAUGUUAUUUGAUCAAGAAAAAUAUUUAAUUUGAUGUGGAUGUUUUGUGUCUUUGCCCAUAACUGUACCUUUUGAUGUAAAUGUUUGAGGACAGGGUUUUGUUCUUUCUGGAUUCCAUUAGAAUGACAAUUGCAGAGAAAGGGACAGGGCAACAACUCUUACAAUUCCAACUACUGAAUUCCUGCAAUAUACUAUUCUUAAUUAUACAGCUACCUUUUUGGCCAAAGCGGAGAUGCUGAAAAAAAUGUUUUGCCCGUGCUACAGAUGUCAAUAUUGGUCCGCUAAUACUAACUAGUAAAGGCCAGUGCACUACUUUUGUGAUUAUUAUUUUCUUCUCAAAAAAUAUAUAUUUAAUUUUUAUUCUGAUUUUUCAGGGGGUGCUGCAGGACCCUCAGCACCCCUACUUCCCGCGGCUAUGCACACACACACAAACACACACACACACACACACACACACACACACACACAGAGAGAGAGAACACUUAUACCAUACUUUCCUAUUGUGUCUGUCAGAGGAAACGUCAUUACUGGAUAUUGGACUCGAAGAAUAUCACUCUGUAUCAGAAUGAGACCAGCACCAAGUACUACAAGGUAGGUUACAUGGGAUGAAAGGUUCAUCUAGCAUUUACCAAACCAAUGCCAGUCACAGUCACCUCAACAUGACAGUACUAACCUCUAGUGGCCAAAUAGAAUAUCAACAUCAACAAAUAUGUUUUUUUUUCUGUCCUUUAUCCCAUGUCUCACCCUUUCCCUUACAUUUUCAUCCAUUCUCCUUACCCUCUUCCUUUCUCACCCUCCCUCUCUAGGAGCUUCCUCUAUCUAACGUGCUGCAGGUGCGAGGCCCCGCCCAGCUGUCUGGCCCCAUGUUGCCAGGCAACAGUGCCUACUCGUUCGAGGUGGUGACGGUCACGCUGGUAUACAGUGUGCUGGCGGGCAGCGACGGGCAGGCCUGGGAGACCGCUGUACGCCAGGCUCUGAUGCCCGUCCAGAGCAGCGGGCAGGCAGGCAAACAGGGACAGGGUGAGUCAGAGAGGUAGCUAGCAUGUUUGGACUGUGGUAGAAGUGUAGUCAAAGACAGUACAGUAUGAAGACAGGCAGAAUCCCCGAUCACACUUGUGAUGGCGACGUUGGCUAGCUAAGCUCAUGUGCAGGAACAUGUCAUCGGGUCUAACGGUCGUCUCGCUCCGAACUGCGCAUGGACAGUCCGUCGAAUAUAAAGUUGUUGAUGAAAAAGAAAACGUUAGUUUGUCACUUUCACGAAGUUGGAGUAGUAACAUCAGUGUUGCCAGGUGAAGCAAAAAUGUAUAGCCCAAUGUCCACUGAAAACCUGCCAAUAAGGCCUGAAAACUAGCCCAUUCUUUUUCAGAAGCAAGGGAGGAGUUUGCACAUUUAUCCAAAGGUGUCUCCAUAAUGACAAUCUAAAUACUUAUGGUCAAAUUGCUUCUCCGCAUUUCUCCCUUUGUUAUUGGUUCAUCACACCAAGUGAUUUAAUCUGAACUAUAGAAGUCAUUGAUAGUAAAUGGUUAAGAGGUAUAUUUUUUUCAGAAAACAUUCUUGUGAAAUGGUUUUAACACAAUGUUAAUCAUUGUGAAAUAGUGUUAAAACAAGUCACAUUGUUCUAAAAUAACCAUAUUCCUUUAAACUGGAGUAUAAAAUCUAAAAGCCCCAACAGUUUGCUUUUUGGCUUCUUUUAUUUCAUGUAAUUUAAUGUGUUAUAAGUACUCACCAAAACAGUAGUGCUGGUUUGGUAGUAGCCCUCCAUCUUGACGAUAAGGUGAUCCCAAUACAAGUUGGUGCUGCUGCUGCAAUUACCCAUAUUUACAUUUACAUUUUGGUCAUUUAGCAGACACUCUUAUCCAUAUGUUGCUCUACAGAGAGUAGAGGAAAAGACAGAUAUAUCAUCUAUUCAAAUGUAUCAUGAGGGACGAGUUAGAUAAACAGGGGGAAUGAGACACUACCGACAGAUGACUGAAGGAAGUGUGUAUGUGUUGUGCUCACCCACAAAUUGCUGGGUUAGGCCAACCAGGAGCCCCACUACCAGAUUGAAGCCAUUUCUUGGACUUUAGGGGACCCUCAGCAACAAGGUUCCAGCCAGUGAGGGGCCAAAGGAGGUACAUGCUGGUGAUCCCCAUACAAGUUGGUGCAGCUGCCAUUCCCCAUCACCACAUAACAGAGACAGAGAGUAGAGGAACAGACAGAGAUAGAUGUCAAUGGGCAAUUUAUUGUCAUCAAGAAACUUGAACAAGGCAUUGGCAAUGGUCAGUGAAGCACCAGCUGGAAUGUUGAUUAUUCCUCCAAAUGUGCUUCUGAUUUGAGAUCGUUUCUUACUGUUGUAUCUUAUCACCAAACAAAGUUGCUUCUUGGUGGUGACAUCAGUACUUUCAUCAAUAAUCAAUGAGUAAGACUCAUUCCCAAUGUCCUUUAUUCGUUCCUCAUGCACUGCAGGCCCUGUAACUGCAUUUAUGAGAUCUGUGCAUUGUGUUCUGUGGAUAUUGAUUCCUUUCUUAGCAAUGUCUUCAACAACACAUCCCAGAUGAUCUACAGUUGCAAUGCUGGAGUGGCAUGCAAUAUGUGCAGCCAUCUGUAACUCUGAUCGUUUAACUAUGUUAUUAUCUCUUACAGAUGUAGUUCCUGUGUCAAACAAUGUUCUUGCAUUAGAAAAUGGAGCAGCAUUUAUCUGGUGUUUCUCCGUUUGUGCAUGAGAAAUAAGAUUGGCGUGGUGGGCUCACAUUGCUGAUUUGAGAUAACGUUACCUACAGUAAGCUUUUCUGUCAUUUCCUUGGAUGCUUUUAAUCCAUUCCAUUAUACCCCGUUCUCUUUCCCAGUCUUUGCAAUAUUUUCGCCAAUUUUUCGCCCAUUUACCUGGCAUUCUGAACAGUAGAAUCGUGUCUAGCCAGUAGACUAGCUGUCAAAUCGGUUCGUUCCUCUGUCUUCACCUCUGCACGUUACUCCCUCUCUCUGACUUCAACUUUUUGGCCAAUGUUAGCUAGCUAGCUACAUACCCAGAGGAAGCACAUUGUUCGAUCGUCUCUCAGAAACGUUUGGAUUAUUAUUGAUCAGUUUCUCUCUCUUGCUGUGUUGGCUGUAAUGAUUGGUUGGACUAGGGGCGCUCAGGAUACAAAGAAUGAAGCAAAGAAGAAUUUUGAGGGAGAAGUAUGUAGCUAGCUAGCGCUGCUGUUCGUUGUUGAAUCUCACAUCUCACUGCCUCCCUUCCAAUGACUGUACAUGAAGCUCCUUCCCCGCCACCACUCACUAACUCGCAACAGCAGCCUGCCUCACUGCCUGAUAAUCAGCAGCAGGUCACAGUGAAAUGAAUAGAUCAUUAAAAAAAGAGAAAUGCCACGUUGCAAUUUAGAAGUAGCCCAAAAACCCUCAACCAAUACAUUUUCGCCCGCGACAUCGUUUUCAAAGUAGAAAAAUGUACAGGAACACCGCGAACAUGGCAACCCUGAAUAACAUGUUCAACUACUUAAGACAUUGGAAUCGAGGUCAUGCCUUUAGAUUUCGAGAAAACGAACGAAGAAUUUGUCACUUCUCUCAACGGCCGUGUUCUAGAGCAUCAAAACGACUGGAAAUCACCUCAUCAUAAAUAACGACUCAUUAUUAUUUGUAGAUCAGUCAGUCAGUCACAAUUUAUCCAUGAUACAUUGCAGUUUUGAACACGGCCUAUUGACCCCAAACCCCGCCUGGUCUGCUUUGUUUCGCAAAUAAUCCCAGAAGUCUCACAAUGUUGCACCUCUGGGUUUAGAAACUCUAUGGUGUAGUAUUGUUCUGAGACAUGCCAAUGAGUGACAUCAGAGUAAUGUAUUUAGAGAGUUUGGUCAUUGAGGUUUCUGUCUGAACACUCUGAGUGCCUCUGCGCUCUGACUCUCCUCCAUGGCAUCCUGUGUCAAUGUUGGCCAAACUCUCCAUAUCUCUGAGUGACAUGCCAAGGGAUGGUCUCUCAGUAAAGCUGGCAUCAUAAUGUAUGUUAGACUUAGUUUAUGUUCAUGUCCAUGCUCAUAUUCCUUAGCAAUGGUGAGAAUGACAAUUGGUGCUUUUGAUCAAAGAAUACUCUUUCUGUUAUAGACCAUGGACCCCAGAGUGGAGAGAAACCGGUAAGUGGGAGGGCUAGGUGGGAGGGGUAAGUAGGAGGGGUAAGUGGGAGGGUUUAGUAGGAGGGGUUAGUGGUAGGGGUACGUGUUAGGGGUAAAUAUGAUGGGUAAGUAGGAGAGGUAAGUAGGAGAGUAAGUAGGAGAGGUUAGUGGGAGGGAUAAGUAGGAGGGUUAGUAGGAGGGGUAAGUAGAAGGGUAAGUAGGAAGGUAAAUGGGAGAGGUUAGUGGGAGGGGUAAGUAGGGGAAUAAGUAGGAGUGGUUAGUAGGAGGGUGGUGGGUGGGUAAUGGAUCUAUAUUGUGUAUGAACUCUCAAGUCUCAUUGGUUUUGACUGAAAUGGAUAGAUGAGGAAAUAACACUGUAUUUGUGUGUUGGGCACAUGUGUAUUUAUGUUUGUGUGUUGGGCACGUGUGUAUUUAUGUUUGUGUGUGUGUGGAUUUCAGGACGUCAGUUCAGUCUAUCAGAUCUUCACUGAUGAGGUGCUUGGUUCAGGACAGUUUGGAGUGGUGUAUAGAGGUGGGUAUGAUAUCACUCUAGAUAUGAUACGUUACACUAGAAGAGAUACUUUCUAUACCAUUACCUGUUAGGAGCAUUGAGUUUCUUCUAUUUAGAUUAUAUAGGGUAUUAUCCUUGUAUUAGGCUAGCUGAGAGUUGUCACGAUCGUCGUAGGAGUGAGUAGACCAAGGCGCAGCGUGUGAAACAAACAUGACUUUAUUUAAUUAAAGUACUAACAAAACACGACUCGUGAAGUCCACGGUUAACAAUACCGACACGGAACAAAAACCUACAAACACAAAGUGAAACACAGACAGUUAAAUAUGGCUCCCAAUCAGAGACAACCAGCCGACAGCUGACACUCGUUGCCUCUGAUUGGGAGUCACACAGGCAAACAUAGAAACAGACAACCUAGAACACCCAAACAAAGAAACAGAACACAAUGAAUGAACACACCCUGGCUCAACAUAUAGAGUCCCAGAGCCAGGGUGUGACAGUACCCCCCCCUAAAGGCGCGGACUGCGACCGCGCCUAAAUACGAGCAAAACAGGGGAGGGCUGGGUGGGCAUACCUCCUCGGCGGCGGUUCUGGCUCCGGCCUUGCCCACCACCCUCCAACAAACCCCCCAUAGCGCCCCUGGUCCGGUCUGGCCCCGCUGGCUGGAGCUGGACUGGACGUAGCAGGGGCGGUAGGCUUCAGCUCCUUAGUGGAGCAGUUGAGCGGUACCUGAAUUGGCACCGAUGACCCAGGCACGGGUUGUGCCGGACUAGGCUUGAUGCGUGGAGCAGCGACGGGCCUUACCAGGCUGACGACUCGUACCCCGGGCUUGGUGCGAGUAGCAGGAACGGGCUGAACCAGGCUGACGACUCGCACCCCUGGCUUGGUGCGAGUGGCAGGAACGGGCUGGACCAGGCUGACGACUCGCACCCCUGGCUUGGUGCGAGUGGCAGGAACGGGCUGGACCAGGCUGACGACGCACACCGUAGGCUUGGUGCGUGGAGCAGGGACAGGCCGGGCUGGGCUGUCGACGCACACCGUAGGCUUGGUGCGUGGAGCAGGGACAGGCCGGACAGGGCUGGCGACGCACACCGUAGGCUUGGUGCGUGGAGCAGGAACAGGCCGGACUGGGCUGGCGACGCACACCGUAGGCUUGGUGCGUGGAGCAGGGACAGGCCGGACUGGGCUAUGGAGACUGAUAGGAGACCUGGAGUGAAGAGCUGCCACAACCCGUCCUGGCUGAAUGCCUACCUUCACACACUCUGUGUGAGGCAUCAGCACAGGACGUACAGGGCUGUGUACCCGUACUGGCAUAACAGCACGUGACACUGGCGCAGGAUAUCCGGGACCGAGGAGAGGCACUGGAGGCCACGAGCGCUGAGCCGGCACACUCCGUCCUGGCUGCAUGCCCACCUUCGCACAACACGUGCGGGGUGCUCGCACAGGACGUACCGGACUAUGCCGGACCACUCGUGGCACAGUGCGCAGCUCCGCAUACCGCGGAACCUGCCCAGUCUCAUGCUGCCAUGCCUGAGUACGGGGAGUUGGCUCUGCUCUCCAUCCAGGCUCCGCCAACCUGCCUUCUGGCCCCCAAAACCCGGUGGCCUCCUCUCCUAAUCUCCCAAUUCGCCCUGUGGCAGCCUCCUGCUGCCCAGUCGCCCAUGCCGUGUGCCCCCCCCUAAAAAAUUAUUGGGGGUGCCUCUCGCCUGUCCGACCACGGCCCGGUUGACGCCGCUUCUCCACUCCUGCCUGGAUCUCCCCCUUCAUCGCCUUCCGGUACCGGACGGCCUCCUCCUUCGUAAUCUGCCCCCAGCCGAGGAGGACAUCCACCAGCGUUACCUCCUGCGUGUGUUCCUGGACACGCUGCUUGGUCCUGGUUUGGUGGGUUUUUCUGUCACGAUCGUCGUAGGAGUGAGUAGACCAAGGCGCAGCGUGUGAAACAAACAUGACUUUAUUUAAUUAAAGUACUAACAAAACACGACUCGUGAAGUCCACGGUUAACAAUACCGACACGGAACAAAAACCCACAAACACAAAGUGAAACACAGACAGUUAAAUAUGGCUCCCAAUCAGAGACAACCAGCCGACAGCUGACACUCGUUGCCUCUGAUUGGGAGUCACACAGGCAAACAUAGAAACAGACAACCUAGAACACCCAAACAAAGAAACAGAACACAAUGAAUGAACACACCCUGGCUCAACAUAUAGAGUCCCAGAGCCAGGGUGUGACAAGAGUCUUCUCUCGUCCCCAGGCACCCACAGACAGUCUGGUCGCCCAGUGGCCAUCAAGGUCAUCGACAAAACCCGUUUCCCUACCAAACAGGAGAGACAGUUGAGGAACGAGCAUGCAAUUCUACAGGUGAAGGUUCUAGAUCUGUGUGAUUGUAUUACAUUUCUAUUAUAGGGAGUUACAGUAUUUGAAAUGAACAUCCAUCCCGUGUGUGUGUGUGUGUAUGUGUAUAUGUGUGUUUGUGUGUGUCCAGAAUCUGUCCCACCUGGGUGUAGUUCUACUGGAGGGAAUGUUUGAGACUCUGGAGCAUGUUUUCGUUGUCAUGGAGAAGCUCCAUGGAGACAUGCUGGAGAUGAUUCUGUCCAAUGAGAAGGGGCGACUGCCAGAGCGCACAACACGCUUCCUGGUUACGCAGGUACUGGUCACGUAGCAAUGGAACACUGAUUAUUUCUUCAACAGUCUGCAGUACUGAAGCAGUUCUUCUGGUGAAAUGUAAUACUUGCCUGUCAUCAUUUGCUGCAUAUGCCACUCUCUGUAAAAUCACCUCAAAGAUUCCAUUGAUUCUGAAAUCAGUUGAUUUUGAUUCCUUGUUGACUCACAUACUAUUGUGUGUGUGUGUGUGUGUGUGUGUGUGUGUAGAUUCUAGAGGCCCUGCGAUAUCUGCACUUCAAACACAUCGCUCACUGUGAUCUUAAACCUGAGAAUGUGCUGCUGGCUUCCCCAGACCCCUUCCCUCAGGUUGGUGUGUGUGUGUGUGUGUGUGUGUGUGUGUGUGUGCGGGCAUGCAUGUGUGUGUACACUUGUCAAUCUCCCUCAGUUUGUCUGUGAGACUGUCUACUUGGUUAAUAAUCCUUCCAACAUCAGACUUUACAGUGACUCCUCUCCUUCCUCUCAGGUAAAGCUGUGUGACUUUGGCUUCGCCCGCAUAAUCGGCGAGAAGUCUUUCCGCCGCUCAGUGGUGGGCACGCAGGCCUACCUGGCGCCCGAGGUCAUCAGUAGCCAUGGUUACAACCGCUCGCUGGACAUGUGGGCUGUGGGCGUGGUCCUGUACGUCAGCCUGAGUGGAACAUUCCCCUUAAACGAGGAUGAGGACAUCGGUCAGCAGAUCACCAACGCUACCUUCAUGUACCCACGCCUGCCCUGGUCUAACAUCUCACUAGAGGGUAAGUCUGUACCCCUGUCUGCCCUGGUCUAACAUCUCACUAGAGGGUAAGUCUGUACCCCUGUCUGCCCUGGUCUAACAUCUCACUAGAGGGUAAGUCUAUACCCCUGUCUGCCCUGGUCUAACAUCUCACUAGAGGGUAAGUCUGUACCCCUGUCUGCCCUGGUCUAACAUCUCACUAGAGGGUAAGUCUGUACCCCGCCUGCCCUGGUCUAACAUCUCACUAGAGGGUAAGUCUGUACCCCUUCCUGCCCUGGUCUAACAUCUCACUAGAGGGUAAGUCUGUACCCCUGUCUGCCCUGGUCUAACAUCUCACUAGAGGGUAAGUCUGUACCCCGCCUGCCCUGGUCUAACAUCUCACUAGAGGGUAAGUCUGUACCCCUGUCUGCCCUGGUCUAACAUCUCACUAGAGGGUAAGUCUGUACCCCUGUCUGCCCUGGUCUAACAUCUCACUAGAGGGUAAGUCUGUACCCCUGUCUGCCCUGGUCUAACAUCUCACUAGAGGGUAAGUCUGUACCCCGCCUGCCCUGGUCUAACAUCUCACUAGAGGGUAAGUCUGUACCCCUACCUGUCCUGGUCUAACAUCUCACUAGAGGGUAAGUCUGUACCCCACCUGCCCUGGUCUAACAUCUCACUAGAGGGUAAGUCUGUACCCCGCCUGCCCUGGUCUAACAUCUCACUAGAGGGUAAGUCUGUACCCCUGUCUGCCCUGGUCUAACAUCUCACUAGAGGGUAAGUCUGUACCCCGCCUGCCCUGGUCUAACAUCUCACUAGAGGGUAAGUCUGUACCCCUGUCUGCCCUGGUCUAACAUCUCACUAGAGGGUAAGUCUGUACCCCUGUCUGCCCUGGUCUAACAUCUCACUAGAGGGUAAGUCUGUACCCCGCCUGCCCUGGUCUAACAUCUCACUAGAGGGUAAGUCUGUACCCCUGUCUGCCCUGGUCUAACAUCUCACUAGAGGGUAAGUCUGUACCUCUGUCUUCCCUGGUCUAACAUCUCACUAGAGGGUAAGUCUGUACCCCGCCUGCCCUGGUCUAACAUCUCACUAGAGGGUAAGUCUGUACCCCGCCUGCCCUGGUCUAACAUCUCACUAGAGGGUAAGUCUGUACCCCGCCUGCCCUGGUCUAACAUCUCACUAGAGGGUAAGUCUGUACCCCGCCUGCCCUGGUCUAACAUCUCACUAGAGGGUAAGUCUGUACCCCGCCUGCCCUGGUCUAACAUCUCACUAGAGGGUAAGUCUGUACCCCUGUCUGCCCUGGUCUAACAUCUCACUAGAGGGUAAGUCUGUACCCUGCCUGGCUAACAUCUCACUAGAGGGUAAGUCUGUAUCCCGCCUGCCCUGGUCUAACAUCUCACUAGAGGGUAAGUCUGUACCCUGUCUGCCCUGGUCUAACAUCUCACUAGAGGGUAAGUCUGUACCCCUGUCUGCCCUGGUCUAACAUCUCACUAGAGGGUAAGUCUAUACCCCUGUCUGCCCUGGUCUAACAUCUCACUAGAGGGUAAGUCUGUACCCCGCCUGCCCUGGUCUAACAUCUCACUAGAGGGUAAGUCUGUACCCCUGUCUGCCCUGGUCUAACAUCUCACUAGAGGGUGAGCAGGAUUCCCCCUAGUGUUUUGGUCUGAGGGGAGCAGAGGCCAAUGAAUCAGCAUUCAGGGAUGACAAAAACAAAAUUUUCUCUUCCAUAGCCCUGGGCUAACAUUGCAUCUCUCUCUCUCUCUCUCUCUCUCUCUCUCUCUCUCUCUCUCUCUCUCUCUCUCUCUCUCUCUCUCUCUCUCUCUCUCUCUGUCUCUCUCUGUCGCUCUAUAUCUCUCUCUCUCUUUCCAUCUCUGUAGCAGUGAGUCUGAUCAACAACCUGCUCCAGGUGUCAGUGAGACGUAGGUUCAGUGUGGGGAAGGCCCUGGGACACCCCUGGCUACAGGUAAGAGUCCUCAACCUGUAUGAAUGGACAAUCACUGACAGGCUGGGGGGUGCCAAGGGAAAAUGUAAGAUACUCUUUGAAGAGGUAGGGUUUCAGAUGUUUUCAGAAGAUGGGCAGGGACUGCUGUUCUAGCGUCAGGGCAAAGCUUGUUCCACCAUUGGUGUACCAGGACAGAGAAGGUAGCCAUACCUCUAACACUUACCCUAACCCCAACCCUUGUCCUAACUCUUAACCAUAGCCCUAACCUUAACCAUGACCUUAACUACCAGGACUUCCAGUUGUGGUGUGACCUGAGGGAGUUUGAGCAGAGGAUGGGCUGCCAGUACCUGACCCAUGAGGGAGACGAGGACCGCUGGAGACACCACGCCCAGGAGAGGGGCCUGGUCUUCCCCUGUCACCUCCCAUGGACCCCCCCGCACGACCACAGCCAAAGGUGAAAGGUCAAGGGCCGGACAAGAUGGCUACUGUUGUAUUUUAGUGGUCAUCAGCAAAAACAGAAGAAAUUCUGAUGAACUGCUAAAGAAGCACACAAAGACGAUGCUUUUUUUAUGGACAAAAGUCUUUAAAGUCUUAAAAAGAUAUGAUUACUAUGAUUUUUUGCAAUGAUACUCCUAUACUGCCCGCGUCUGAGUGAUGGAAGCGGGGAGAACAGGCCGUGACUCAAGUGGCUGAAAUCCUUGAUGAUCUUCUUGGUCUUCCUGUGACACCUGGUGUUGUAGGUGUCCUGGAGGGCACAAUGGUGCGUUCGGCUGAGCGUGCCACCCUCUGUAGAGCCUUGCGGUCGUGAUGCAGCCCGACAGUAUGCUCUCGAUACCCCUGUCCACCUGAUGGUGCUGUUCACCGAACAAUAAACAGCAUUGCUAAUCUCUUGACUCGACACUCAGUAACUUGGUUCAUUUUUUAUUACAUAUUUGAAAAUGUAUGGUGUUUAAAAUCUUCUAUCAAUAGUGAAAAUAGAUAAAUUAUCUGAUGCUACUGUUUAGGGGGUUAAUAAUAAAGUUUUUAAAAGCGUUUAAAUCUAGGUUGUCUCUCUCUUUCUCUCUCUCUCCUCCCUCCUUCCCUCUGACCCCUCCCACACACUCUUCUGAGAAAACGAAACGGAUCAGUCUCAUCUCUCUCCUGAGGAGUCAUGCCGAUAGGGGGCACAGAUUUGUACUGUUUAAAUGUUGUAUUUUAUUUUGUUGUUGUUUCUCUGUAAUAAUACUAGCCAACUAGCAAUUUUCUGAAGUUUAAUUUAGCUAGCCCAGAUAGGUUCCCAAUCUCCCAACCUCAGAACUAGCUACCAAGAAGCCAUUUCUAGAGUAGCUAACUUGUCGAACUAUAGUAUAUUAGCUGGCAUGGCUGCUGGCAAGGUUGGUAGACUUUAGAAAAACAAGCAAUAACUAAAUGUACUGAAUAAUUCCUUUCAAUCAAUUACCCAGAUUUUAGCAGAGAUGCAGAGAAGCAUAGUAAGUUUAUUUAAAAAGAGAACCACCAGUCAGGAGGAUACAGACUGCUCAAGAGGUAUGCUUAAAUAUGGCAAAAAAUUGACAUAUUAUAAAAAUAUAAUUAAACAUAACGAGCGUGGCUCUAGAUUGCAGGAAAAAGCAGAUUCAGGUGUUUGAAAAAUGCAAGUUUCUCCAACUUCCGGACUGGCGGCCUAGCUCCCUCUGGACUUCCCUCAAGCCUCCUCACAUACUUUGUUCCCCCUCAGAUUUUUGGGGUGCAAGACGCCUCUGUCUAUCUGUCCGUCUCUCUCUUUGUGUCUGUCUGUAUGUCACUCUCUCUCUCGCUCUCUCUCUCAGACAUGUUUGUGCUUUUGCCUACUCCAUUGUCAUUAUCUAUCCAAACAUGUUUUCCAUGAUAAUUCCAUAAUGAGUUGGCAAGAUAGCAGAAACAGACUGUCAUCCAGGCUACUCUAACCCCGCCCCUCUGGCAGAACCACUCCCACCAGAACCACUCCCACACUCUCUUAUGAGGAAACUAAACUGAUCAGUCUCUGUGUUGUCUGUCUGUGUGAGAGUGAACAACAGUCCAAAUGGCUCAACAAGGAACUCUGCUGAACCAGGACCAGCUCUGUUGUUGUUCUAUCUGACUGGAUCUACUGAAGGAGCCGGUCUCCAUCCCCUGUGGACACAGUUACUGUAGCAGCUGUAUUGAGGGCUGCUGGGAUCAGGAGGAUCUGAAGGGGGUCUACAGCUGCCCUCAGUGCAGAAAAACCUUCACUCCAAGGCCUACUUUGAUGAAAAAUAACUGAGAUGGUGGAGAAACUGAAGAAGACAGGACUCCAGGCUGCUCCCCCUCCUGCUCUGUGCUAUGCUGGACCUGGAGAUGUGGCCUGUGAUUUCUGCACUGGGACCAGAAAGCAGAAAGCCCUCAUGUCCUGUAUGAUGUGUCUGGUGUCUUACUGUGAGACUCACCUCCAACCUCACUAUGAAAUUCCUGGACUAAAGAAGCACAAGCUGGUCAAAGCCACCACACAACUGCAGGAGAAGAUCUGCUCUCAUCAUGACAAACUGCUGGAGGUUUACUGUCGUACUGAUCAGCAGUGUAUCUGUCUACUGUGUGUGAUGGAUGAACAUAAAGGUCAUGAUACAGGAGUGGUCCUCUGUAGCUCAGCUGGUAGAGCACGGCGCUUGUAACGCCAAGGUAGUGGGUUCGAUCCCCGGGACCACCCAUACACAAAAAUGUAUGCACGCAUGACUGUAAUCGCUUUGGAUAAAAGCGUCUGCUAAAUGGCAUAUUAUUUAUAUUAUUAUUAUUAUACAGUGUCAGCUGCAGCAGAGAGGACUGAGAAACAGGUAAGACCAGAACAACUUGUUGGAGAUUAACAAAUAUGUAAAGAUACAAUGGGAAGGCUGUUUGAAUAUGAGAGAAACAUAUGUAGUUAGUUAUUCACAUGAAAAAGAUUCUCCAAAAGAUUCUCCAAAUGUAUCACCAUUAAAUGAAGGUUAAAAUAAAAAAUUAAAAUAAAGUUGUUGUCGUCAAACACCAUCAUCAAAGUUCAGUCAAAGCUCGAUGAGACGUACUGUAACGCUAUAAUCAUAUACAGUAUUUAACAACAUAGAUAAUGACUUUUAAAGAGACUUCCAAAGAGACUGCCCUAUUCUCUAUGGGCCCUAUGCCAUUAGCUGUAUGUUUGUAAGGAUAUUACCAUACUAUUGGACUAUUGGCCGUGCAAUAUGGUAUCAUAGUAUUUUGACAUAAAAACAUUGACAUCAGUGUAGGUUGAUAGCUAAAUGAAGAGGUAUCUCCACAGAGGCAGCUGGGGAUGAGUCAGCAGAAGUUCCAGCAGAGAGUCCAGGAGAGAGAGAAGGUUCUGAAGGAGCUCAAACAGGUUGAGGAGUCUCUCAAGGUGAGUAUUAUUAUUAUUGAUCAGAGGAGACGCAAAAUGUCACUUCCCUCCUCCAGUAAAUGAGAGAGAGGCCACUCUUUAAUCCGACUGAGGGGAACAGGGCUCUGAGUAAGAGAGUGAAUAGACUGCUUAACAUGGACCCUUCUCUCGCUCUUUCAAUUCAAUUUAAGGGCUUUAUUGGCAUGGGAAACAGUAGGCAGUAGGCAAGGAUGGUGAAACAAGGAUCUUUACUGGUGGUCCAAAAGCCAGGAUACAAAACAACGGACUAUACACAAAAACAAAUGAGGAGCACAUAGGUCUCCAAAAAACAGGCUGACAGCAAACAAUACGAAAUACUCAUUCUGACUGGAAAAACACAAUGACUUCUCGAGGACCUGUAACUCCAUCACGUGAUCCGGCACUGAUACGUACUGCUUGAUAUCAAGGAACUAGCAGACAAAACUGAGCAAGGGAAGUGAGGGCAUAAAUAAACAGGUGAAUCAGAUAGCCACAGGUGACACCAAUAGGCAGAUAAUUAGUCACGACUGUGAGUGAGGAGGUGCCUAUGGUUGUCGGAGGAUGACACCUAGUGGGUCACUCCGGAACUGCGACCCACUCCUGUAAUUAGAACAUGGCUUUUUUGGCAGGAAAUUGUUGUUUUGGCAGACGGUUGUUGGGGUUGGUCCUGUGUUCUCCCAGGCGUCCUUUCCCCCUUGCAGCAGGUGUGGGAUGUGGGUGCGUUUGCACGCUCGGCCCAUUUCCUCCGCAGUCAACCAUGUGGUGUGCAUUUUUGUGUUUGGAAAGGUGCGGUGUUAAUUGAGUGAGAGGGGAAAUGGUUGCAUAUCCUAGAGCCGACGGGUGUCUAUGAGCAGGGGUAGUGAGAGAGAACUUUCAAUUUUGUGUAGAUGAGGGAUAUACAUUUUUAAAUAUAGUAUACAUCUAAUCAAAUUUUGUAAUGUCCUAUCAUGAUGGAAAGAUCCCCAACCCUAUAUCCUGGACACCCACCUGAGUGACCCAUACACCAAAGAGAAGUUCCCAUCUCUUUUAUGGACCUGCUGUGAGUAUGCAGCCUAAACAGAGAAAUAAAUGCGGUCAGAGACCUACUUGAGCAGCACAGCCCCCUCAAGAUUCUGAGCCUGCCUGGCAGGGUUGGUCCUACAAAGCUAGAGCCCCCUGAUUGGAGAGCAUUAUAAACAAGGAAAUUCUCAAAGCUGCUAAUGAGAACCUUGACGACCUUUUACUUAGCCGGUGGGGAUUCCGGUGGGGUACCCCCACCCAGGUAGUGGCAGUGCUGGCAACACUGGCUGCAAUAACCCAUGGGGAGGGGGUCACACUCGGACAAUCAGAGAGGGGGUUUAUCAUUGUGGCACAAAAUAAUCAAAGGUCUGACUGCACGGAGAUGCUUGGGAAAAAUGGUUACAACGGGGGACCAGAGUGUUUGUGUCUCAGGUGAAGAGGGUGGAUCUGAUCUCCAUCACGUAGGACUUGACAUAGAUUAAGUAGAUUAAUCAAAUCUGACAUUGUUGUCAAUUUCUGCUCAAUCUUGCAUGCUUUCUCAUCAGCUGUAACUGUAUGUUACAACUCGUAAAUCAGGUCCUUUCUUGAGUUGGGCUCUGGGAUAUACAGGGGGAAAAAAAAGUAUUUAGUCAGCCAACAAUUGUGCAAGUUCUCCCACUUAAAAAGAUGAGAGAGGCCUGUAAUUUCAUCAUAGGUACACUCAACUAUGACAGACAAAAUGAGAACAAUAAAAUCCAGAAAAUCACAUUGUAGGUAUUUUUAAUGAAUUUAUUUGCAAAUUAUGGUGGAAAAUAAGUAUUUGGUCAAUAACAAAAGGUUUCUCAAUACUUUGUUCAUAUACCCUUUGUUGGCAAUGACCACAGGUCAAACGUUUUUUGUAAAGUCUUCACAAGGUUUUCAAACAACUGUAUGCUGGAUUUUGGCCCAUUCUCAAUGCAGAUCUCCUUCUAGAGCAGUGAUGUUUUGGGGCCUGCUCGCGCUGGGCAACACGGACUUUCAAAUCCCAUCCAAAGAUUUUUCUAUAGGGGUUGAGAUCUGGAGACUGGCUAGGCCACUCCAGGACCUUGAAAUGCUUCUUACGAAGCCACUCCUUCGUUGCCAGGGCGGUGUGUUUGGGAUCAUUGUCAUGCUGAAAGACCCAGCCACGUUUCAUCUUCAAUGCCCUUGCUGAUGGAAAGAGGUUUUCACUCAAAAUCUCAGAAUAUAACUUUUUGGUAAAAACUCAACUCGUCGUGAUUGGAGGACAAAGAAUGCUGAGUUGCAUCCAAAGAACACCAUACCUACUGUGAAGCAUGGGGGUGGAAACAUCAUGCUUUGGGGCUGUUUUUCUGCAAAGGGACCAGGACGACUGAUCCGUGUAAAGGAAAGAAUGAAUGGGGCCAUGUAUCGUGAGAUUUUGAGUGAAAACCUCCUUCCAUCAGCAAGGGCAUUGAAGAUGAAACGUGGCUGGGUCUUUCAGCAUGACAAUGAUCCCAAACACACCGCCCGGGCAACGAAGGAGUGGCUUCGUAAGAAGCAUUUCAAGGUCCUGGAGUGGCCUAGCCAGUCUCCAGAUCUCAACCCCAUAGAAAAUCUUUGGAGGGAGUUGAAAGUCUGUGUUGCCUAGCGACAGCCCCAAAACAUCACUGCUCUAGAGGAGAUCUGCAUGGAGGAAUGGGCCAAAAUACCAGCAACAGUGUGUGAAAACCUUGUGAAGACUUACAGAAAACAUUUGACCUGUGUCAUUGCCAACAAAGGUUAUAUAACAAAGUAUUGAGAAACUUUUGUUAUUGACCAAAUACUUAUUUUCCACCAUAAUUUGCAAAUAAAUUCAUUAAAAAUCCUACAAUGUGAUUUUCUGGAUUUUCUCAUUUUGUCUGUCAUAGUUGACGUGUACCUAUGAUGAAAAUUACAGGCCUCUCUCAUCUUUUUAAGUGGGAGAACAUGCGCAAUUGGUGGCUGACUAAAUGCUUUUUUCCCCCCACUGUAUAUAUAUUUAGCAUUUUAAUGAGGGAAAUAAGUAUUUGACCCCCUCUCAAUCAGAAAGAUUUCUGGCUCCCAGGUGUCUUUUAUACAGGUAACAAGCUGAGAUUAGGAGCACACUUUUAAAGGGAGUGCUCCUAAUCUCAGUUUGUUACCUGUAUAAAAGACACCUGUCCACAGAAGCAAUCAAUCAAUCAGAUUCCAAACUCUCCACCAUGGCCAAGACCAAAGAGCUCUCCAAGGAUGUCAGGGACAAGAUUGUAGACCUACACAAGGCUGGAAUGGGCUACAAGACCAUCGCCAAGCAGCUUGGUGAGAAGGUGACAACAGUUGGUGCGAUUAUUGCAAAUGGAAUAAACACAAAAUAACUGUCAAUCCCCCUCGGCCUGGGGCUCCAUGCAAGAUCUUACCUCGUGGAGUUGCAAUGAUCAUGAGAACGGUGAGGAAUCAGCCCAGAACUACACGGGAGGAUCUUGUCAAUGAUCUCAAGGCAGCUGGGACUAUAGUCACCAAGAAAACAAUUGGUAACACACUACGCCGUGAAGGACUGAAAUCCUGCAGCACCCGCAAGGUCCCCCUGCUCAAGAAAGCACAUAUACAUGUCCGUCUGAAGUUUGCCAAUGAACAUCUGAAUGAUUCAGUGGAGAACUGGGUGAAAGUGUUGUGGUCAGAUGAGACCAAAAUCGAGCUCUUUGGCAUCAACUCAACUCGCCGUGUUUGGAGGAGGAGGAAUGCUGCCUAUGACCCCAAGAACACCAUCCCCACCAUCAAACAUAGAGGUGGAAACAUUAUGCUUUGUGGGUGUUUUUCUGCUAAGGGGACAGGACAACUUCACCGCAUCAAAGGGACGAUGGAUGGGACCAUGUACCGUCAAAUCUUGGGUGAGAACCUCCUUCCCUCAGCCAGGGCAUUGAAAAUGGGUUGUGGAUGGGUAUUCCAGCAUGACAAUGACCCAAAACACACGGCCAAGGCAACAAAGGAGUGGCUCAAGAAGAAGCACCUUAAUCCCAUAGAAAAUCUGUGGAGGGAGCUGAAGGUUCGAGUUGCCAAACGUCAACCUCGAAACCUUAAUGACUUGGAGAAGAUCUGCAAAGAGGAGUGGAACAAAAUCCCUCCUGAGAUGUGUGCAAACCUGGUGGCCAACUACAAGAAACGUCUGACCUCUGUGAUUGCCAACAAGGGUUUUUGCCACCAAGUACUAAGUCAUGUUUUGCAGAGGGGUCAAAUACUUAUUUCCCUCAUUAAAAUGCAAAUAAAUUUAUAAAAUUUUUGACAUGCGUUUUUCUGGAUUUUUUUGUUGUUAUUCUGUCUCUCACUGUUCAAAUAAACCUACCAUUAAAAUUAUAGACUGAUCAUGUCUUUGUCAGUGGGCAAACAUACAAAAUCAGCAGGGGAUCAAAUACUUUUUCCCCUCACUGUAUGUAUAUAAAAAAACAUGGGGAUUGGAAGUGAUGCAGACAAUUACAUUGAUGGAAGUUACAAUAUAUCUGCAAUAUUAUGCUGACCUACCCCCCUGAAAAAAAAAGAAAAAAAAAGAAAAGGCAUCUCUGGAGUUGGGGUUUUGGUUCCGGCUCGCUAGCACCCCUCCCGAUACCAGCGAGCCCUCCCAUUUUCCCGGCUUCUACGGGCAUGAGUCGCCGUGGUGACCUGCGUGGCCGCAGUACCGGAAACGUCCCUGCGGCAGACGCCUUUGCCUCUCUAUCCGGGACAAGCGCGCCGCACCCGGCAGCAUAGCCUCCUCCUGAGGCGUCUCCUCCCUGUAUUGAGCCUUGCGUCAUGCCUCUCUCGUACGCCCUCUCACGACGCCGAUUGUCCACCCGCACCGAGAGGUCGACGAGGCCGUCCAGUUGCUCAGGCAGUGCCCUGAAGGAGAGUUCAUCCUUCAUCCCCUCUGAUAGCCCCUGCGCGUACAGGAUCACCAGGGCGGCCUCCUCCCAUCCUGCCUCUCGAGCCCAGGUCCGGAACUCCACGGAGUAG
Coregonus sp. 'balchen' is the source of this 32536-nucleotide messenger RNA. The record is from the annotation of a GenBank genome assembly. Lineage: Eukaryota; Metazoa; Chordata; Actinopteri; Salmoniformes; Salmonidae.